AUGCAUGGGCUCACAGAAUCUACGGUCUUGGAAGCUAUUGAUACGCUGAACAGCACUGACCUCACUUCCGGUCUCGCAGUUGGCUACCAAAUCGCGGCACGAGGCGUGCACCAGUCUACAACCGACCAGAGUGAAGAUUGA
This is a messenger RNA of Phytophthora nicotianae INRA-310, 141 nucleotides long. RefSeq lists its product as hypothetical. The transcript is spliced from 2 exons. NCBI's taxonomy places the organism in Eukaryota, Oomycota, Peronosporomycetes, Peronosporales, Peronosporaceae. The coding region runs from base 1 to 141 and encodes 46 amino acids. The record is from RefSeq and is a predicted model, not a curated record.